This is a messenger RNA of Scylla paramamosain (green mud crab), 1118 nucleotides long. RefSeq lists its product as uncharacterized. Bases 16 to 975 code for a protein of 319 amino acids. The record is from RefSeq and is a predicted model, not a curated record. The transcript is spliced from 5 exons. NCBI's taxonomy places the organism in Eukaryota, Metazoa, Arthropoda, Malacostraca, Decapoda, Portunidae.
GGCGGGAGGGAAAGGAUGGGGGAAAGGGAGCCUUGGGAGGUGAGAACGGAGACCGACCUGGCUUCACGCUUCAUUCCACACUCGGCUUUCCUACCAGCGACACCACGCUCCGGCAAGAUGAGGUCUUCGGUGGCAAUCCUGGUGGUCGUGGUGGCUGGAGUCUUUGUUCCUGGAAUGGCUCAACAGUACGCCAGCGGUAGUGAUACUGUGUUUGGGUCUGGCCAGACCGGGUCAUCCAGCACAGUAGGGAGCGGUUCCGGCUCUUCCUCUUCCCAAGGGUCGUUGGGCUCAGCGGGAAGCGGUUCUGCGUCGGCAGGCCAAGGUGCGGGACAAUCUGGCAGCGGAGCCGCUGGCAGUGGCUUCGCUGGCUUUGCGGGAGCUGGGCGUCCCAUUGGUGGUUCUGGCACUGGUGGGGCAGCUUUCGCUGGAGCUGCUGCUGCAGGGCGGGGAGUUGCCGGCUUCCCUGGGUUCGGUGGUGCCGCUGGCACCGCUGGCCAAGGUGGUGCCGCCUCUUUCCAGCGGGGCACAAGCGUCAUUCAGCAGCAGGCCACAACGACAGUCACUGUGACUGUGACCAUUGACAGGUUCACCACACUCACGGACAUUGUGUUCCAGAGCUUCGAGGUGACCCUGACGCAGUUUGUGGUGCAAACUGCCACCAGGCCUGUCCAGAAGGUUGUGUCUACGCCCGUCAAUGACCAGGUGGCCAUCACCACCACCGUGCUCCACCGCCCAGAAUACAUCACGCUCACGGAAACGAAGUCUGACUUCCGCCUGGCCGUGAGAACGUCAAUCAGCCACGUCACCCUCACCCACACCUCCUACAACAUCAUCCACAUGCCUUUCACAAUUACGGCCACAGAAACCGUGCAACUGACCUCUCCGGUAGUUAGGACCGUCAUUAACACACGUCGGCAUGUGGUGACUGACUACCGCACCAUUGUCAACACCGUCUACGUCCGAGGGUACCACUAAGCAGUGUUGAAGACAGUAUUUGUGGAAUCAAAUGUCCAACUUUAUGAUGCUUGAUAUCGUUCAACCAUACGUGAGAAUAACUAAUAUUGUCUGAAAUGUAUAUAAAAAAAUUGGAUACAUAAAUAAACAUUGAAAGAAAGAUA